AUGAACAAUGAAGUGGAUAAGCAUGAUAAUUCUAUUGAAGAGUCAAGUAAUGAGGAAGCAAAGAAAGAAGAAAGUUUACUGGAAUUUGCUUCUAACAACGAUAUUGAAGGAUUUAAGUUGCUUUUAGAUAAAGAAGGGGCUUCUUCAAUCAAUGAGGUAGGGAUUUGGUAUGGUCGGCAACAUGGGUCUAAGAGGAUUGUUAUGGAUUAUAAAACUCCUUUGAUGGUUGUUGCUGCUUAUGGUAGUAUUGAUGUUAUGAAGCUUAUACUCUCGUAUCCGGAAGCCGAUGUGAAUUUUGCUUAUGGAGUGAAUAAAAGCACUGCCCUUCACUGUGCUGCUUCUGGUGGGUCUGUUAAUAUUGUUGAUGCUGUUAGGCUUCUUAUAACGGCGGGUGCCCAUGUUAGUUCUGUUGAUGCCGAUGGUAAUCUUCCUUUUGAUGUCAUUGUUGUUACUCCCAAGCUGCAAAGAAUUAAAGCAGUUCUCGAGGAACUUCUUUUGGAUAAUGGUUCUGAUAACGGAUCUGUUGAUGUCGUGCCUAGUGAUGUUCCUAGCAGUAUGGAACCAUUGGCUGUGGAAAAGCGCACAGGAAUCAAUAAUUCUCCUCACUUUCCUAUAACAAAACUGCUAAUGAAUCUUGAUCGUUCAAACACGCAUGUGCAUCCUAAGCCAUCCAAUGUUAAGAAACCGAAUUCCAGGAAUCAUACUGAAAAACAUAAUAUGACAGGUUUGACACCUCCUGAAUCAGGUUCUUGUAAGAAAGUGGCCUCGAUGAGUUUGGCUGAGAAUCAAUUGACUGGUGCAUUGCCACCAGAAUUUGGAAAUCUUAUCAGUCUUCAAGUCUUGAUGAACAAGCUUAAUGGUACUAUUCCGAUUCAAAUUUCACAAUUGCAAAAAGUUGUCUACAUUGAAUUUGAGCCAGAAUUCUCUGGAUGGACCGAUUCCGUCUGA
This is a messenger RNA of Lathyrus oleraceus (garden pea), 948 nucleotides long. RefSeq names its product zinc finger CCCH domain-containing protein 30. NCBI's taxonomy places the organism in Eukaryota, Viridiplantae, Streptophyta, Magnoliopsida, Fabales, Fabaceae. The coding region runs from base 1 to 948 and encodes 315 amino acids. The transcript is spliced from 4 exons. The record is from RefSeq and is a predicted model, not a curated record. Gene Ontology annotation, molecular function: protein binding.